This is a messenger RNA of Oppiella nova, 790 nucleotides long. NCBI's taxonomy places the organism in Eukaryota, Metazoa, Arthropoda, Arachnida, Sarcoptiformes, Oppiidae. The record is from the annotation of a GenBank genome assembly.
CAAACGCCGUUAUAAUAUAAAACUGUGGAAAACAUUCACCGAUUGUUUCAAUUGUCUGCCGAUCGCCGCCAUCAUCGACGAGAAGAUCUUCUGCUGUCACGGAGGUCUGUCACCGGACUUGCAAUCCAUGGAACAAAUCCGACGCAUAAUGCGGCCGACGGACGUGCCCGACACGGGCCUACUGUGCGACCUGUUGUGGUCGGACCCGGAUAAGGACGUGCAGGGCUGGGGCGAGAACGACAGGGGCGUGUCGUUCACGUUCGGCGCCGACGUGGUCUCCAAGUUCUUGAACCGACACGACUUGGACCUGAUCUGUAGGGCGCAUCAGGUAGUGGAGGACGGCUACGAGUUCUUCGCGAAACGCCAAUUAGUGACCCUAUUCUCGGCGCCCAACUAUUGCGGCGAGUUUGACAACGCCGGCGGUAUGAUGUCCGUCGAUGAGACGCUCAUGUGCUCGUUUCAAAUUCUGAAGCCGUCGGAGAAGAAGGCGAAAUACCAAUACGGAGGUCUCAACUCUGGUCGACCCGUCACCCCUCCCAGAGGGCCCGUCAAAAAGAAAUAAUAAUCAAUGUAUAGACACAGUAUAGACACCACUAUUCGUAUGAUUACUAUAGGAAUUUGUGUUGUUUUUAGGAUUUCAAAAACUAUUACGAAAUGAAUUUAUUUUUCCCCACUUUUUGUGUCAAUUCUUUGUAUGGAUUCUCGCGACGAUUCUGUCGGAGAGAAACAAAAGUGUAUUUUUCAAAAAACAAACACUCGAUUCGCACCAAAAUUUUAUAUUUAAUUUGUU